Panicum virgatum (switchgrass) is the source of this 2462-nucleotide messenger RNA. RefSeq lists its product as uncharacterized. The transcript has 2 exons. NCBI's taxonomy places the organism in Eukaryota, Viridiplantae, Streptophyta, Magnoliopsida, Poales, Poaceae. The coding region runs from base 67 to 1074 and encodes 335 amino acids. The record is from RefSeq and is a predicted model, not a curated record.
GCCGCCUCAGAUGAAAAAGUGCAUGAAGGUACCAAUGUGACCGUUCUGCAGGCGGUGACACGCCUUAUGGCGAUGAAGUCCAAGUACAAUUUCGCGAACAAUUGCUACAAUGGUAUCUUGAAGCUGAUCAUUGAUCUCCUUCCCUCAAAUCAUAAGAUGCCGAAAGACCUAUACCAAUCUAAGAAGAUUUUGGCCGGUCUGGGCAUGAAUUAUGAGAAGAUUGAUGCGUGCGAAAAUAAUUGCAUGCUAUUUUGGAAGGAACACGAGAACGAUACUCAUUGUAUGCAUUGCAAUGCGUCCAGAUAUGUGGAGGUCGUGAGUGAUGAUGGAGAGAAAGUAACUACAAAAGUAUCGGUCAAACAACUUCGGUACAUGCCUAUCACGCCAAGGCUUAAACGGUUGUAUCUGUCCCAAGAAACAGCAAAGCAGAUGAGGUGGCAUUCCGAAGGUAAACGUGAGAGCGAGGACAAAGAUAUUAUGGUGCAUCCUUCAGAUGGCGCAGCUUGGCAAGCUCUGGACCGUUUUGAUCCGGAGUUUGCAAAAGACUCCAGAAAUGUUCGUCUUGGGUUGUCAACAGAUGGUUUCACUCCUUUCAGCACCAGCAAUAGCCCUUAUUCUUGUUGGCCUGUUUUUAUCAUGCCCUACAAUCUGCCUCCCAACAUGUGCAUGAAAGAAGGAUAUAUAUUCCUCGCGGCCAUCAUUCCUGGUCAUAAACAUCCGGGGAAGAAAAUCAAUGUGUUUAUGCAGCCAUUGAUUGAAGAGUUGAAAGAGCUGUGGCAAGGGGUAAAGGCAUAUGACAGCCAUAAAAAAUGUGAAUUUACCUUACGUGCCGCGUAUCUAUACUCAAUCCAUGAUUUGUUGGCAUAUGGCAUUUGGGCUGGCUGGUGUGUCCACGGAAAAUUGUGCUGCCCCAUAUGUAUGGCAGACACGGAUGCGAUCUGGCUGAAGUAUGGAAAAAAGUCAGUUUCUUUGAUUGCCAUCGACGAUUCCUUCCUUCUAACCAUCCAGAGAGGAGAGAUAUUCAAUCAUUCCGAAAAGGCAGGAAGGUUACAAAAGGACCAUCUCGUCGAUUGACAAGCGAACAAAAAAUGGCAUGGCAUGAAAAGUUGAAAGAGUCUGUAGAAGGUGGCUUCGAAGGGUAUGGUAAAGAACACAACUGGACUCAUAUUUCAUUUCUUUGGGAGCUACCAUACGCAAAGGCGCUGCUUCUACCGCACAACAUUGAUUUGAUGCACCAAGAGCGUAAUGUCGCUGAAAGCAUCAUAAGCAUGUGUUUUGAUUUUACCGGUCAAACCAAAGAUAAUUUGAAUGCUAGGAAAGACUUAGCUGAUCUUUGUGAUCGUCCUGGGCUUGAGGUUAGAACAAAUACAAGUGGAAAUGAAAGUAGGCCACGAGCUCCAUACUGUGUGAAGCCAGAAGAAAGAAAGCAAAUAUUUAGUUGGUUGAAAACAUUGAAGUUUCCAGACCGCUAUGCAGCUAACAUCAAACGAUGCGUCAAUCUCAACACCGGUAAACUCAAUGGGUUGAAGAGUCAUGAUUACCAUAUUAUGAUGGAAAGACUUGUACCGGUAAUGUUCCGUGGCUACUUUAAGCCUGAUUUGUGGAAGAUGCUUGCUGAACUUAGCUACUUCUACAGGCAGAUAUGUGCUAAGGAAGUGUCGAAGAAGAUGAUGCGGCAGUGGGAGAAAGAAAUCGUGGUGCUUGUAUGUAAGAUGGAAAAAGUCUUUCCGCCUGGCUUUAUGAAUGUGAUGCAACAUUUGCUGGUGCAUUUACCAUAUGAAGCGUUGGUAGCAGGACCUGCACAAUUCAGGUGGAUGUAUAGUCAGGAAAGAGAAUUGAAAAAACUUAGAGCUACAGUACGUAACAAGGCAAGAGUAGAGGGAUGUAUUGCAGAGGCAUUUGCAGCUAAAGAGAUAACAAACUUCUGUAGCAAGUAUUUCUCACGUUCCAACAAUUUGAAUGCAUCUACGACACGAUAUCAUAAUGUAGAAGAGCAACCUACGACAGAGCUUCAGAUUUUUCAUUGGAAGGGUAAAGGUGUUGGGGCUGCCACUUCUCAUUAUAUUUCGGAGGAAGAGAGGAACUACACCAUGCUUUACCUGUACUUCAACAUGGAGGAAUUGUUACCAUAUUUCAAAAUGUUUGACGAGCUCUAUUGGACAUCUUCUCGAAGACCCACACAAAGUCAAUUGGAUAAGCUACGCCGUCAAGGCAUAAAUGGUGGCCCAAACUUCGUGAACUGGUUUCGUGGACAUUGUAUGGCCGAUGCCAACAUCUCUGCUGACUUGCGCCAGAUGUCACAUGGUCAAUUGAAAGGAAGGGAGUUUAACCGAUAUGACAUCAAUGGAUAUCGUUUUCGAACAGCAAGUUUAGAAGUCAACCGUCCACUUGCAGCCACCUCAAACAGUGGAGUCUUAUUAACGGCCGCAGAGGGUAGUGGAGAAGUGAAUAAUUACUACGGU